AUGGAUCGACUCGUGCUUGCUAUAUUUACGGUGCGACUUGUAGGGGGGGCGUAUUACAACACCUUUACUGGAGAGGUGUUGCCCAAGGACACGGCCUUGCAGAUGGAAGCGAUGAGGCUGGUCCCAUGGUGCGCAAUAGAGAUCGCGGACUGCAACCCGCACGAACCACGACGUAUGGACGGUUCUUGCAACAACCUCAAAUAUCCGUCGAGAGGCGCCCAACUCACUCCAUACUCGAGGAUGCUGCCGCCGCAGUAUGGCGCUGAUGGUGGCAUCAGGCCGGCUAAGUCUGGAAAUCCGCUGCCAAACGCUAGGGCGCUGCGGGUCGCUAUUAUGUCUGAUGGCAGAGCUGCCAGCAGUCGCUUCACCAACAUGGUUCCGAACUACAACGUGUUCAUCACCGGAGACAUCACUUCGGUCCACGACACGGCCAACUACGUGGCAGUCACCACCACUUGCUGUCUACCAGGUGGCAGACAAGACCCUCGCUGCUUGCCGAUAGAAGUACCUCCAAACGACGUCCACCUCAGAAGAACUGACAUCCGCUGCCUCAAUCUAACACGAGCUAUCACUUACCAACGAUUGGGCUGUGUGGCCUCGUCUAUUUCGCCAGAGAGGAUCAACACAGCGGCGCCGAUGCUAGAGAUGUCGAUAGUGUACGGCCACGACGGGCGAGGCGCGGCGGAGGGGCGGGAGUACGCGGGCGGGAGACUGAGAGCUGAACUCCUGAAGGGCAGGGAGUGGCCUCCGACAGGCGCCGGGUUCUGCGUGAACAACGAACCGCCGAGAGAGACGCGGUGUCAUGAUUCACGUACCGUUUUGUAA
This is a messenger RNA of Manduca sexta (tobacco hornworm), 825 nucleotides long. RefSeq names its product peroxidase-like. Gene Ontology annotation, biological process: response to oxidative stress. The transcript has 6 exons. The record is from RefSeq and is a predicted model, not a curated record. Bases 1 to 825 code for a protein of 274 amino acids. Lineage: Eukaryota; Metazoa; Arthropoda; Insecta; Lepidoptera; Sphingidae. Gene Ontology annotation, molecular function: heme binding; peroxidase activity.